ACAGCAACAACCAUGCUCCCGACAAGAGGCAUUGCCCUCAGGGGCUACAAGAGCUCUCGGCCGCAAGCUCUAGCCAGCCAGAUCUGUCAAUUAUCCGCACCUCCCGCGCCCAUUCAUCAAUCCGUACGAUCCUAUGCAUCCAGUCCGUUGACCCGGAAUGCGCGCCCAGGCCAAUUGCGACCCCAGAGAAGCCCGAAAAGCUUCUUGACUUCGGCUACAUACGCUUCUACCCCUAGGAGGCUUGAAUCUACCAAAUCCGGCCACCUCACGCCAGCGGACUUCGAAGAAGCUGUGGACCAGAUCGCCCACGAAUGUGCCGAACUCAGCGAAACGGACUCUGUGCCCCCCAACGACAAGGUCGUGCAACUGCUACAAAAAUGCCAACGAAUUGCCGAAGUUAUGGUCCACCCGGAGCAGGACACCGGCAAGAGCCAACAACCAGACGAGAUCUCAUCCCUCCUAGACCUAGAGGAAGGGAAGAACGCUGCUACCCGGAAACAAAAGCAGCAAACCACCACCACACUGCCCCGAAAGACCCCCGAACAGAUCAUUGAUCAGCUCUGCAAAUCCGUCCAUGACCUCUUGACAGACGAGAAAGUAUUCAUCUCCCCCGAAGCCCUGACCUGUUACACCAAGAUCCACGCUAUGCUCAAACGUCCCGACCACUUCCCGGAAAUCUUCCAUCUAUACGCCAACAAACCAGUCCCCGAGGAGAACAGCUCCCCUGUCCGAUACCAUAAGGCCAAACCCAAGAGCAUCAACAGCGCCGUGCCCGUCGAGCUUGCGGACAUGGCUCUCGAUGUCGCUAUCGCCCAGCGCAACCUCUCCCUAGUGUUGGCCAUCAUUGACACCACCUAUAGCACCCCGGCGUUCCGUCGUGCCAAGGUCUUCAAGAGGGCAGCUGUUCCGUUGGGUGGAAUUGCUGCUGCGCCUGCAGCUUGCUAUACCCUUGCUUCGUGGGCCUCGACGCUGCAGAACACAAUGGACCCUAGCACAGCGACGGGGAUCGCUUUCGCAGCGGGCCUGGCAUACAUGGGUGGAGUCACGUCAGUUGGAAUCCUGGCCAUCACGACGGCGAAUGACCAGAUGGAGCGGGUGACUUGGCAACCGGGUGUGCCACUGCGACACCGUUGGGCCCGUGAAGAGGAGCGGGCUGCCUUCGACAAGGUUGCGCUUGCAUGGGGGUUCAAGGAUAUCUACAUGCGAGGUGAAGAGGAAGGCGAGGAGUGGGAGAGUCUCCGAGAAUUCAUCGGCAUGAGGGGAAUGAUUCUGGACCGGACGGAGUUGAUGCCUGGAAUGCAAUGA
This is a messenger RNA of Aspergillus costaricaensis CBS 115574, 1305 nucleotides long. RefSeq lists its product as uncharacterized. The transcript has a single exon. Bases 13 to 1305 code for a protein of 430 amino acids. Lineage: Eukaryota; Fungi; Ascomycota; Eurotiomycetes; Eurotiales; Aspergillaceae. The record is from RefSeq and is a predicted model, not a curated record.